Messenger RNA from Anneissia japonica, 1772 nucleotides. Its product is annotated as membrane-spanning 4-domains subfamily A member 4D-like. The transcript is spliced from 6 exons. The record is from RefSeq and is a predicted model, not a curated record. NCBI's taxonomy places the organism in Eukaryota, Metazoa, Echinodermata, Crinoidea, Comatulida, Comatulidae. Bases 49 to 597 code for a protein of 182 amino acids.
GAAAUAAAAUUUGUUUGAAUUUUUUCAGGUUGAAUACUUAUAGUAAUCAUGACAGAAAUACCAGCACAAGCAUUUCCAGUGGAGGUGAUUCGCUACCAAGUAGAGCCACCUCCAUCCUCCUUGAACUCAAAGGGAGCACUUAUAACUGGCUUUAUGCAGAUUGCCCUAGCGGUCGUGUCGUUUAUUUUUGGCGUGACCUGUGUUGCACUUGGCUUUUGUACGGGGUAUGCCAGUGUACCCAUAUGGGGUUCACUUUUGUUCUACGUUGUUGCUGGUAUACUUGGAGUGGUUGCAGGAGCCUCAAAGGGAGAAAAUAAAUGCGCAAUUGUGGGUUGCCUGGUGAUGUCUAUACUUUCGGCUAUUAUUGCAUUCAUGCACGUGGUUUGUGGAAGUUUCUAUACAAGUAUUGUAUACUGGGUGGAACUUAAGCCGAUGAAAGCGUUGAGUAUUCUUAAUGUAUUAAUUGGAGUUUUGGAAUUCAUAGUCGCUAUAGUUGCUUCCGCAAUCAUGUGUCGUGGUUCAUGUUGUCGCCAGGAGCCAGAACCCGUCUACAUCACCGAGCAGCCGGGAAGCAGAGAAAUGGGCCAAAUCCAGUGAUCGAUCAAAUCCUGCCUCACUGAGAUCUAAAUGAACGAGGAACUUCAUCAAAUCUGAUCCAUCAUGUGUGAGCAUAAUGCUUCUUGGAUAUGAGUGUUAAUUACCACUUAAAUUAUUAAUUUCAAUUUCAAUUUUAAUAUCAGAAAUAAAGUUAAUUAAUUAUAAUGUCAUUACUAACAAUGUUUUAGUACUAUACCGUAUCAAUCCUAGCCUAUAGACUAGUUACCAAGGAAUUCAGGGGCGUUUAUUCAAAGUAAAGGCAGGCACUCUCUACGUCGUACAACGAUUGUACGACCGUCGUACGACGAAUCUGAUUUCGCCGUCGGCGCCGUAUGCUGAUUGGCGGUGGCAUUUUGAACGGAUCAACAUAAAUUGAAUAGAUGUGCCUCUGCGCAUCAUUAUGCUUGUCCAUGACCCAGUAAUAAACGACAAUAUAAUAUCGUUGAUUAUAAAAUUCGUAAUAAUAAAUCCAUUAAUUUUUUGUGCUAAUAACAACAAGCUAAUACGAUAGGCCUAAUGUAAUUAUAAACAGAGUGGGAGGGGGAGGUGGUUGAAGAAACCAUUUGGCAUUUUGGAGGUUGUAUUUUAUUAGUAAGACUUUAUAUGGAAGAUGGCAAAUUGCCCUAUAAUAAUAACCAGGGGAACACUUACACAGUUCCAUUGGGAUUUUGUUUUCUUCUUAUUGUUUUUAGAUUUUAUAAAGGGGAUUUAAUCUGUUACAGUUUAGGCAUCAUUUCUCUAAUUUUUUAACUUAUACACAAACUAUUGUGCAUGUUUUUAAUUACAGCCAGUAAUAAGUGGCAUACGACUUAAUUGAGUUUAUAACUAGUAUAUUGUAGUUUGGCUUUUUUACAAAAGAAUAAUUGUUAUUCACGAAUCAUUGUUAUUGUACAGUAUUUCCUUUUUUUUUUUUUUACAGUGUUUAUGUGUUGGUGAUUUCAAACAUGUCAAUGUAACAAUAAUAUUUAUAAAUACAAUAAUAAUGAUGACAAUUUUAGUAAUGAUAAACAUGGGGGAAACAUUAUAGCAUUUUAUGAUGUUGUUUAUCAGUUUGUAAAAACGAAAACCUCUGAUUAAAAAUAACGUUGAAACAAACCGUUGCUAAACAAAGUGUAAUUUAUUCAGGGCCUCUUUCGUUUUUUUUGUUUUUUUUUUGUUUUUUUUUUUGGUUUUUU